Molecule: messenger RNA, 196 nt
Organism: Didymodactylos carnosus
Lineage: Eukaryota; Metazoa; Rotifera; Eurotatoria; Philodinida; Philodinidae
Source: the annotation of a GenBank genome assembly
ACUUGAUGACCAAGUUGCUGAGCCGGUGCUUGAUGACCAAGUUGCUGAUGGUGCUGUACAUUGUAGCUGUACAUUUAAUUAUGACGUUUAUAAGGUUGUACAUAACAAUGAUGAACUCUACGAAGUGAUUGAUACAGUUGGUCUUAAUGAAAGUUCGGCUCAGCAACUUGGUCAUCAAGUUGCACAAGAGAACUAA